Aspergillus niger is the source of this 630-nucleotide messenger RNA. RefSeq lists its product as uncharacterized. The record is from RefSeq and is a predicted model, not a curated record. Gene Ontology annotation, cellular component: endoplasmic reticulum membrane. Gene Ontology annotation, biological process: ceramide catabolic process; ceramide biosynthetic process. Bases 1 to 630 code for a protein of 209 amino acids. The transcript has 4 exons. NCBI's taxonomy places the organism in Eukaryota, Fungi, Ascomycota, Eurotiomycetes, Eurotiales, Aspergillaceae.
AUGUUGCGGAGUUUAUUAAUACUCUUAGCAGCUUUGUCUAUAGUGCGUUUAUUCCCCCCUUACAGUACGGAUGAACUUUCCAUGCACCUCUUGACUACACCACUCCUCUACCGCAUUCUAUCUUUCCAGGCCACCCCUCAGUACACAAAGACAGUAGGAAUCAUUCUCUCUGUACUGUUCACGAUCGUCAUGGUCGUCCACAUGGUCAUGGAUGAGUUCCUGCUUCACGCCGUGACAUUCGGGGCCGCAGUGUGUCUGAUCACGACUCGCACGCUCAAGAUCAUUCCUCGCGAGAUCCCGGACGUUGAGGCCCGUAAAAGGAUUCAGUCCGUGGCGCUGUUUGGAUGUGCAAGCUUCAUCUUCGGAUAUCUCGUCUGGCUGAUUGACGAGUUUGUGUGUCAAUCCUUGAUCGUAGCCAGACACGCGGUCGGGCUACCCGUGGCGUUCUUGCUUGAGCUGCAUGGCUGGUGGCAUGUCUUCACUGCCAUUGGUGGAUAUAUCGCCGUGGCGGUCAUUGAUUUGAUUACUUCCGGGGAAGUGCAACGGGACUCGGUUGCACAGCUCGCGUGGCCGCUGCCGACUGUUGCGAGGUUGCUUGGGCCUGCUGCAGGAGAGACGAAGCGGGAGUAG